Molecule: messenger RNA, 1343 nt
Organism: Arvicola amphibius (Eurasian water vole)
Lineage: Eukaryota; Metazoa; Chordata; Mammalia; Rodentia; Cricetidae
Gene: Lrrc23
Product: leucine rich repeat containing 23
Exons: 8
Coding region: 154-1185 (343 amino acids)
Molecular function (GO): protein binding
Source: RefSeq, a predicted model, not a curated record
AAAACAACAACAACAAAAAAAGUAGUCCUGGCCUCUCGGCAUCAAUAUCCUCUCCAUAACUACUGUUAGAGGAAGAGAACCAGGGUCUGCGCCCCCUCCGAAGGCGAACAGGGACUGAGUUUCAGCUGACUCCAGAGGGCAGAGGGGAGCAAGAUGUCGGAUGAAGAUGACCUGGAUGACAUUGAGCCAGACCAGGAUGAUCUGGAGAAGGAAGAGGACGACAAGGACACAGAGGAGUGGGAAGACUACAAGAAGGAGGGGGAAGAAGUCUCUGAGGAAUGGAUGCCCACCCCCCUCACGGAGGCCAUGAUGAAGGAAGGGCUUUCUUUACUCUGCAAGACUGGCAGUGGACUGGCUCAUGCUUAUAUUAAGCUAGAGGCUAAAGACAGGGACCUCACAGACAUCAACCUGUUGCGCUCCUACAUCCAUCUCCGUUACGUGGACAUUUCUGAGAACCACAUAACAGACCUGUCACCACUCAACAGUCUCACCCACCUCCUGUGGCUCAAGGCGGACGGCAAUCAACUGCGAAGUGCCCGGAUGAACGAGCUACCCUACCUGCAGAUCGCCAGUUUCUCCUACAACCAGAUCGUGGACACAGAAGGCAUCUUUCAUCCCCGUCUACGAAGCCUGGAUCUCAAAGGCAACCGCAUCCAUCAAGUGAGUGGUCUGGACCCUGAAAGACUGACAAGCCUGCACACCCUGGAACUUCGGGGGAACCAGCUAGAGAGCACAUUGGGAAUCAACCUUCCUAAACUGAAGAAUCUCUUCCUGGCUCAGAACAUGCUGAAGAAGAUAGAAGGCCUGGAGAACCUCAGCAACCUGACCACUUUGCAUCUCCGAGACAACCAGAUUGAAACUCUGGACGGCUUCUCCAGUGAGAUGAAGUCACUGCAGUACCUGAACUUGAGGAGCAAUAUGAUUGCUGACCUGGGGGAGCUGGCCAAACUGCGGGACCUGCCCAAGUUGCGAGCCUUGGUGAUGCUGGACAACCCGUGUGCAGACGAGACCGACUACCGCCAGGAGGCUCUGGUGCAGAUGGCAAACCUAGAGCGCCUAGACAAAGAGUUCUUUGAGGAUGAGGACCGGGCUGAGGCAGAGGAGAUCCGUCAGAGGCUGAAGGAGGAGCAGGAACAGGACCUGGAUGCAGACCAUGACAUGGAACCAUACCGGCCACCAUCUUAGCGGCUCUUCCUAAACCAAUAGAGACCAAUGAGGCUGGCCUCAAGAACUGAUAAGACUCCAGUAGGGGACCACAACAUUCAUGGCCCUGUGAUAGGAAGUGGAAGAUACUUGCUGUCUUUUGUCUCCGCAUUAAAAAUCCAUCAUAUCCCAAGGCCCAG